This is a messenger RNA of Macroventuria anomochaeta, 530 nucleotides long. RefSeq lists its product as uncharacterized. The record is from RefSeq and is a predicted model, not a curated record. Bases 89 to 451 code for a protein of 120 amino acids. Lineage: Eukaryota; Fungi; Ascomycota; Dothideomycetes; Pleosporales; Didymellaceae. The transcript has 2 exons.
CGUAGAUGUAUUUACUUCACCUAUGAUCUUUCUGCUGCCCUCUGUUUGAUACUUCAUACUUCUGAAAUCACAAACACAAUCAAUUCAAAUGAUGAACUUACGACUUAUCUCUCGCCGCGUCCCUGCGACUCGUGCUUUCAGCACAUCCAGAGUGCGCUACUCCGGCAAGUCGUCCAUGACUGAAGUCAGUGAUGGCGGUUCAAAGCACGACAAGGUGCAGGAACCCCAAUCCUCCAUCAAACCUAAAGGAAACCCAAACCCUCGCCAAGAUGUAGACCAUGUCGAGGAGGCCAAAGCCAAGGUGAAAACACAAGCAGAGCUCGAUGAAGAAUUUCAACUGAGAAUGCAAGAACACUCAGGAGACGGCGGCGCAUCCGGAGUCGAGUACGAAGACGGGAAACCAGUCUCAAUGAAGCGGAGUGUCAAGAACAACAUGUUCCGCUACAUCUGAGCGCGACGGUGGCUUUCUCUUUCUUGUACGUCUUGCAUUCUUAGCGUCAAAGUACAAGCAUACUGAGAGGAUCGAACUA